Messenger RNA from Penaeus vannamei (Pacific white shrimp), 3680 nucleotides. RefSeq names its product BTB/POZ domain-containing protein 9. Gene Ontology annotation, cellular component: cytoplasm. Gene Ontology annotation, biological process: modulation of chemical synaptic transmission; adult locomotory behavior; circadian behavior. The record is from RefSeq and is a predicted model, not a curated record. Gene Ontology annotation, molecular function: protein binding. Lineage: Eukaryota; Metazoa; Arthropoda; Malacostraca; Decapoda; Penaeidae.
AAAAGUGGAUACGCUCUAUCCAGCGGUUCACAAUGGCGUCUGUUUACAAAUCCGACGCAGGGAUCUUGUUCUAGAAGUUACGCAGGAGUGAAGAAACAUGUCCAACAUCCACGUGGGUCUGCCGUACCCCGGGGGUGUGGUGGAUCACUCAAGUAAUCUGGCUCAUGACAUUGGUGCUCUGUACCUCAACGACGAGUACAGUGACGUAACCCUGCAAGUUAAUGGGCAGACUUUUCAUGCACACAAGGUCAUAUUGGCAGCCCGCAGCCAGUACUUCAGAGCUCUCCUGUUUGGUGGUCUUCGUGAAUCUCAUCAGACUGAAGUAGAGAUCAAAGACACAAAUUUAACAGCUUUUAAAGUCUUGCUAAAGUACAUAUACACUGGUUGGGUGAGCCUCAACUCAGAGAAGGAAGAAACUGUCUUAGAUAUCCUUGGGUUGGCUCACCAGUAUGGCUUUGAGGAUCUGGAAUCUGCCAUCUGUGACUACUUAAAAGACACACUUUGCAUUCUCAACAUUUGUGUGAUAUAUGACAUGGCUUCCCUUUACAAUCUCUCAAACCUGAAGGCUGUAUGUGAAGAUUUCAUGGACAAAAAUGCACUAUCCAUUCUCAACCAUGAGUCUUUCUAUUCCCUUUCACCGACUGCUCUAAAGGCAAUUAUAAGCCGUGAUUCCUUCUGUGCUCUUGAAGUCCACAUUUUCCAAGGAGUUCACGAGUGGGUGGAGCGGAACUCGGAUCUCUCACAGGAACAGAUACAAGACAUUCUCUCUCAAAUUCGUCUACCUCUUAUCAGUCUCACAGAUCUUCUGAAUGUGGUCAGACCAACAUCACUAAUUUCACCAGACCAAAUAUUGGAUGCAAUAAAGGCAAAAAAUGAAUCCAGAGACAUGGAUCUUCAGUAUCGUGGCUAUCUUAUGCCAGGGGAAAAUGUAGCGGUACCAAGCAAAGGUGCUCAAGUACUCCAGGGGGAAAUGCGUGCAAAUCUGUUAGAUGGCAACGUUUCUACAUAUGACUUGGACCGAGGUUUUACGAGACAUCCCAUUGAUGAUAACAAUGGUCAGGGUAUUUUGAUUAAAUUGGGAAUGCAGUGUAUUAUCAACCACAUGCGAAUGAUGCUCUGGGAUAAAGACCAAAGAGGGUAUUCAUACUACAUAGAGGUGUCAAUGGACCAGAAGGACUGGGUUCGUGUGAUUGAUCACACCCGCUACCACUGCCGGUCUUGGCAGUAUCUCUACUUCCCCGCAAGAGUAGUUCGAUAUAUAAGAAUUGUAGGCACCAACAACACUGUUAAUCGUGUUUUCCAUGUUGUCGCCUUUGAAGCCUAUUAUUCCAAACAAGAAGUUAAACUACACAAGGGAUUGAUUGUCCCUACCGAAAACGUUGCACUUGUUACUAAGAGUGCUUUAGUGAUAGAAGGAGUAAGCCGUGCACGCAAUAAUCUCCUGAAUGGAGACAUUCACCAUUAUGACUGGGAUUCCGGCUACACCUGUCAUCAGCUGGGAUCAGGGUCCAUAUGUGUCCAACUUGGCCAGCCUUAUUGGCUUUCAUCAUGCAAAUUGUUGCUUUGGGAUUGUGAUGACCGUUCCUACAGCUACUACAUUGAAGCUUCUGUCAACAUGAGAGACUGGGAGCUGAUUGUUGACAAGACCCGGGAAGCUUGCAGGUCUUGGCAAACUCUAACAUUUCCUCCAAGAGCUGUUGUUUACUUCAAAAUUGUUGGAACUUUUAACACAGCUAAUGAGGUAUUCCACUGUGUGCACUUUGAGACCCCUGCUCAAGUUGGAUCUGAGAACCGUCCUAGAAUAAUAAGAGUUGACCAUGCUGUUGCUCCAAUUAGACCACAUCAUGGAGAGGAAUCUGGAGGUGAUGCAGCUGCUCCGGAUGGACACAACAUGGGAAUGGAGCGUGCAGGUAGUAUAAAUGCACCAGAAGGGGCAGGUGAAGGAUUAGGUGCAGGUCGUGUUAGGGAAAGAUCUGCCUCCAGUUCAAGAGCAGAACCAGUGGAAGGACCAGUUGAUCAAGUGGAGGGGAAUGGCUUGAAUGUUGAAGGAGCAGGAGGUCUUGAUGUGGCAAACCCAGUUGAAGCUCACCAAGAUGAGGGGACAGACGAUGAAGAUAAAUAGUCAUCAAUAUUUCGUAUAGCUUUUAAUUGUGGCUUGCAAAUAUCCUUGAAUCUGGAAAAUCUUCAAAAGCGAAUAUUCACUUGGAAUAGUUAAUUGUGUAUUAAUGAAGAUGGAGAAACUGAAGAAAAAAAAUGUUUGCUUCAUUGCAGUCAAUAGGCUGUUCCAGUUGACCCAUCCCCAACACAAGUGUUAGGCUCCAGAAAAAGCUCAUAUGUGGUAAAUCUUAAUAUUUAUUAGAUACAAGGUGCAAUUUUCAUGUAAUUUAAUUUUACCGUUAAUACCCAUGUGUGUUGCAUAUCCUUUUUCCUUAUUGCAUCAUACUAACACAUCAUGCACAGUUAAUCAUGCUUCAAACACAGUCAUUGUGUGUCAGAGUGUCAGAGAAGCCAUACCACUCUUCCAUGGCCAAGUUGCAUGUUGGUUCAUAAACAUGGUUUACCUUUUCACAUUGUAUGUUCAUGGUUUAUAAACAGGUGAAUUCUUUUAUGUGUAUUUUUAAAGAUUGUAGACAUGAAAUCUAAAUGAUUUUAAAGUAGGAGGACUUUCAAAAAGCAUUUGAAAAUAACAGGCAUCACACAAGAUUAAACAAAGACAUUACAUUAUUUCCAUGUGAAACCUCAGGAUUGUUCUGUAGCAAAUAUAAACUAAACAGAACCAAAUAAUAAAAAUAAUACAAACCACAGUUUACUGCAUAGUUUCAUGUGUUUCUAUUUACUUUAUAUUUGUUUCAAAAUUGAGAAAAAGUGAAUAGGAUUUGAUAAAGAUGAAGUCCUUGACUUCUAAAGUGUAGCUACAUUAAGGUCAUUUAAAUUUGUUUUUGAUAUUUAACGUUAUUAUACAUGUGAAGUUCUAAUAAUAAAUAGGCAAUGGUAUAAACACCAUAUAAGAACCAGUCAGAAUCUGAACUAUAUAAGAGUAGAUGGUUUCUCUGUCAUUGUAGCAUACAGUGAGUAUUGUAAUUCUAAAACAUAAAAACUAAAAGAAUUUUUUUUAUUUUUUUAAAUUUUUUUAUGGCAUGCGAGCCUUUUCAUGCUCAAAAAUUUGUUGUACUACCAUCUCCUCGUUAUGCAGGUGUUUAAAUGUCACUUCUGCUCUCAGAACUAUUAACAAGAGAUCUUGUCUUGUUUGUUUACCUGUCACCUCAAAAUUCAAGGGCUUUUUUCAAUUUUUCAGUGUUCAUCUCUGAGAUAUUGUGCAGUACCUAAGACCCAAUCAUUAUCUUAUAUUUUUUCUUUGGUGGCUCAUUUGUGCGAAUGAUAAUGUUAUUCACCCUGUUCUGUUGUUAACAGUACACAAACUUAAGCCUCAGCAACGUUAUGCAAAUGUUACAUCGUUAGUAAAUAUUUUUUUAUUUUUAUUUUAUACCACUGUAUUUCUGGCAUAUGACAAGUACAAAAAAACAUGAGAGUAAGGAGACAAAGACUUGGUUGUGUAACCAAUUUGUAGCCUUUGAUGAACUCUUCACUGGUCACAAACAAAACAUUGGUUCUCAUGAUAGUGUACAUACAAAUGCAAAUACAAACAAGUACACACUGGGCAAAUAAACACGCACGCGCAC